AAAAGGUGACAACCUUAUAGCUAAGUUCAUAAAGCGGUGCUUCUUCAUCACACCAUAGUACUACUAUACAAGAAAACAUCAGCACUUUUUGCAAUGGCUGCUGUCGAAAUUCCUACGUUGGUGCUUCCAAACUCUAGUUCCCAACAAAGGGUGCCAGUGGUCGGAAUGGGUUCUGCCCCAGAUUUCACCUGCAAGACAGACACAAAGGAAGCAAUCAUUGAGGCCAUAAAACAAGGUUACAGACACUUUGACACUGCUGCUGCCUAUGGCUCUGAGCAAGCUCUUGGUGAAGCCUUGAAAGAAGCAGUUCAACUUGGCCUUGUCUCUCGCCAAGAUCUCUUUGUCACUUCCAAGCUUUGGGUCACUGACAAUCAUCCUCAUCUCGUUGUUUCAGCCUUGAAAAAAUCACUCAGAACUCUUCAACUGGAGUAUCUCGAUCUCUAUCUCAUUCACUGGCCCAUCAGUUCUCAACCUGGAAAAUUCUCAUUUCCUAUCGAGGUUUCAGAUCUUUUGCCUUUUGACGUAAAGGGUGUGUGGGAAGCCAUGGAAGAAUGUCAAAAGCUUGGUCUGACACGAGCCAUUGGUGUGAGCAACUUUUCUGUGAAGAAACUUGAGAAUUUGUUGUCUGUUGCUACCAUCCGUCCUGUGGUGAAUCAAGUGGAGAUGAAUCUUGCAUGGCAGCAGAAGAAGCUGAGAGAGUUCUGCAGUGAAAAUGGGAUAGUGAUAACUGCAUUUUCUCCUUUGAGGAAAGGUGCAAGUAAGGGAGCAAAUGAAGUGAUGGAGAAUGAAAUGCUGAAAGAGAUUGCAGAGGCUCAUGGUAAGACUAUAGCUCAAGUUUCUCUGAGAUGGUUGUAUGAACAAGGAGUCACCUUCGUGCCAAAGAGCUACGAUAAGGGAAGGAUGAACCAAAAUCUACAGAUAUUUGAUUGGAAGUUAACCAAACAAGAUCUUCAAAAAAUUAGUGAAAUAUAUCAAAAUCGUUUGAUCAAUGGACCCACCAAACCCCAACUCAAUGAUCUUUGGGAUGAUGAAAUAUAACUCAAAUGUUGAAUUUUCCUUUUAGAUUGCAAUUUAAACUUCAUGUUGCUUUUGAA
This is a messenger RNA of Vigna radiata var. radiata (mung bean), 1094 nucleotides long. Its product is annotated as NAD(P)H-dependent 6'-deoxychalcone synthase. Bases 94 to 1038 code for a protein of 314 amino acids. The transcript has 3 exons. NCBI's taxonomy places the organism in Eukaryota, Viridiplantae, Streptophyta, Magnoliopsida, Fabales, Fabaceae. Gene Ontology annotation, molecular function: aldose reductase (NADPH) activity. Gene Ontology annotation, cellular component: cytosol. The record is from RefSeq and is a predicted model, not a curated record.